Serendipita indica DSM 11827 is the source of this 849-nucleotide messenger RNA. The record is from the annotation of a GenBank genome assembly. NCBI's taxonomy places the organism in Eukaryota, Fungi, Basidiomycota, Agaricomycetes, Sebacinales, Serendipitaceae.
AUGGCUGAAAAGAACAUUUUCCGAGAAGGCAGUCGACAUGUUGUUUUUGUGGACACCGACUCUGUACCGGCGAAAGAAUCCAGGGUCGGGAACUUGGUACAGAAUACGACAGAGGCAGCCAUUCUUCAGCAGACCGUCAAGGCUCUUCUGCACGGAGGAGUUCAAGAAUCACAAAUCGGUGUUAUUUCACUCUACCGACAGCAAGUCAAACUCCUCUCACAUAUGCUCGACGACCAUCGCGGAGUCGAAAUCCUUACUGCCGACCGCUCGCAAGGCCGUGAUAAGGAUUGUAUUAUCAUUUCCAUGGUUCGCUCCAACGAUUCGAAUAACAUUGGUGAACUUUUGAAAGAUUGGCGCCGACUAAACGUCUCUUUCACUCGUGCACGUUCAAAACUCAUCAUCAUCGGCUCUCGCGGCAUCCUCGACGGAACCAAGCUCCUCCAAGAGUCUUUCGGGCUGAUGGGACGCGAGGACUGGAUGUACAAACUCCCCAAGGAUGCACAUCUCAUGCACGACCCUGAAUACGUUCAGCAGCAGCAACCACGACAGCAUCAACCGCCAAACGUCGCUUUACAUCCUCUACAGGAACAGCGAAAACAGGUUCAACUACCUUUAUUACCUCUUCGUCCUGCCAAUGGCUUGAAACGAAAGCGAACGGCGGCAACGAUGGAAAAGGAGAACGAGCCAGACACCUCUCUUUUACUCUCACCCUCUCCUCGGAAGAAGAGGAAAGUAGUGAUUGAAAAGACACCGUCUGUAUCUCGUCGCUCCAAGGUUGCAUCGGGUACCGCAAUUCUGCGAGGUCGCGCAAUGUUGAAGGAUGUCAUUAUGGAGGACCAAACGUUGUGA